Molecule: messenger RNA, 5265 nt
Organism: Gorilla gorilla gorilla (western lowland gorilla)
Lineage: Eukaryota; Metazoa; Chordata; Mammalia; Primates; Hominidae
Product: C-type lectin domain family 18 member A
Exons: 13
Coding region: 1162-2262 (366 amino acids)
Source: RefSeq, a predicted model, not a curated record
CUCAGCCACCCUGAUGCCUUCCCGGAGGCAACCAUCGCUGCUGGCUGCUUUUGGAUCUUUCCAGAUAUACUUUAAAAAUCCCAGUGGGGACAGGUGUGGUGGCUCACAUCUGUAAUCCCAGCACUUUGGGGAUUUUUAGUAGACAUAGGGUUUCGCCAUGUUGGCCAGGCUGGUCUCAAACUACUGACCUCAGGUGAUCCUCCCGCCUCGGCUUUCCAAAGUGCUGGGAUUACAGGCAUGAGCCACCGCGUGCCUGGCUGUUUUUGUUUUGUUUUUUAUUGUGGUAAAAUACACAGAAUACACAAAUUGCUAUCUUAAUCAUUUUUAAGUGCACAAUUCAGUGGCAUUAAAUACAUUCAUAACGUUGUGUAUCCAUCACCAUCAUCCAUCUCCAGAACUCUUUUCGUCUUGCAAAAUGGAAACUCUGACCCCUCAUUCCUCUUCCCUGCAGCCCCUGGCAACCACCAUUCUCCUUUCUGUCCCUUUGAUUGUGACUCCUCUUAACUACCUCCUUACGAGUGGAAUCAUAUAGUACUUGUCGUUUCGUGACUGGUUUAUUUCACUUCACAUAAUGUCCUCGUUGUGACUUGUUUAUUUCUAAAAGUAACCACUGGCGCCUUGGUGCAGAUGGAACUCCAGGUGCAUGCGGUGAGUUAACCAUGGCCUGGGGAGCUUUGUUUCCACGCCUAGGACAUGCAUCUGUGUGCAUGAUAUGUGAGCUGAUAUAGCCAUGCCUCUGGUGAUUUGAACGCCUGCGCUUCCCAGCUGCUUCAGGGCCCUGAACAUCGCUGGAUGUUUGUACUUCAUUCCCUCCUCAGCCCAGCUGGUCCCACUCCGCAGCUGUGCUCUAGGCAUUUCAUCUCAACUGGGUGAUAUAUUUGAAUACAGCAAUUAUAAGAACAGCAACCUCAGAAGAACAUCUGGCAUCCAGACCUCCCCAGCCUAGUUCCACAAGACCAUCAACAAGAUUUCAAGGCUUUAAAGAAAGGAGCUGCUUCAGGAAGAGACAAAAUGACUCGAACGCUAUAACCUUCAAAUGCAGACUGUGAGAAGAGCCCAGCCUGACUCCUGGAGAUUGUGAAUAGCUCCAUCCAGCCUGAGAAACAAGCCGGGUGGCUGAGCCAGGCUGUGCACAGAGCGCCUGACGGGCCCAACAGACCCAUGCUGCAUCCAGAGACCUCCCCUGGCUGGGGGCAUCUCCUGGCUGUGCUCCUGGCCCUCCUUGGCACCACCUGGGCAGAGGUGUGGCCACCUCAGCUGCAGGAGCAGGCUCCGAUGGCCGGAGCCCUGAACAGGAAGGAGAGUUUCUUGCUCCUCUCCCUGCACAACCGCCUGCGCAGCUGGGUCCAGCCCCCUGCGGCUGACAUGCGGAGGCUGCUCGUGUGGGCCACCUCAAGCCAGCUGGGCUGUGGGCGGCACCUGUGCUCUGCAGGCCAGGCAGCGAUAGAAGCCUUUGUCUGUGCCUACUCCCCCGGAGGCAAUUGGGAGGUCAACGGGAAGACAAUCGUCCCCUAUAAGAAGGGUGCCUGGUGUUCGCUCUGCACAGCCAGUGUCUCAGGCUGCUUCAAAGCCUGGGACCAUGCAGGGGGGCUCUGUGAGGUCCCCAGGAAUCCUUGUCGCAUGAGCUGCCAGAACCAUGGACGUCUCAACAUCAGCACCUGCCACUGCCACUGUCCCCCUGGCUACACGGGCAGAUACUGCCAAGUGAGGUGCAGCCUGCAGUGUGUGCACGGCCGGUUCCGGGAGGAGGAGUGCUCGUGCGUCUGUGACAUCGGCUACGGGGGAGCCCAGUGUGCCACCAAGGUGCAUUUUCCCUUCCACACCUGUGACCUGAGGAUCGACGGAGACUGCUUCAUGGUGUCUUCAGAGGCAGACACGUAUUACAGAGCCAGGAUGAAAUGUCAGAGGAAAGGCGGGGUGCUGGCCCAGAUCAAGAGCCAGAAAGUGCAGGACAUCCUCGCCUUCUAUCUGGGCCGCCUGGAGACCACCAACGAGGUGAUUGACAGUGACUUCGAGACCACGAACUUCUGGAUCGGGCUCACCUACAAGACCGCCAAGGACUCCUUCCGCUGGGCCACAGGGGAGCACCAGGCCUUCACCAGUUUUGCCUUUGAGCAGCCUGACAACCACGGGUUUGGCAACUGCAUGGAGCUGCAGGCUUCAGCUGCCUUCAACUGGAACGACCAGCGCUGCAAAACCCGAAACCGUUACAUCUGCCAGUUUGCCCAGGAGCACAUCUCCCAGUGGGGCCCAGGGUCCUGAGGCCUGACCACAUGGCUCCCUCGCCUGCCCUGGGAGCACCGGCUCUGGUUACCUGUCUGCCCACCUGUCUGGAACAAGGGCCAGGUUAAGACCACAUGCCUCAUGUCCAAACAGGUCUCAGACCUUGCACAAUGCCAGAAGUUGGGCAGAGAGAGGCAGGGAGGCCAGUGAGGGCCAGGGAGUGAGUGUUAGAAGAAGCUGGGGCCCUUCGCCUGCUUUUGAUUGGGAAGAUGGGCUUCAAUUAGAUGCCGAAGGAGAGGACCCCGCCAGUGGUCCAAAAAGGCUGCUCUCUUCCACCUGGCUCAGACCCUGUGGGGCAGCAGAGCUUCCCUGUGGCAUGAACCCCACAGGGUAUUAAAUUAUGAAUCAGCUGAACCUGUGCAUGCUCAUGUCAAAGGGAAAUUCAGAUGAUCCAGGAUGACCCUGGAGAGACCAGAGGGGGCCUGAGGCUUCACUGCAGCGGCCUCCACCCACCUAUUCCCUUUCCUGGUCACCUUCAUGGUCCAGGACACUCUCUGGAAGUUCUGGGUCUCCCCAAGAAGAGGAAGACCAGACUCUGCCUCAGUGAGGGGCAGUUCUCAUGGCUGGGGCCCAGGCAGGCAGGGUAUUAAUAGAAGUUGCUCUGAAUGUCUGGGAGACGACGCGUGUGUGUUGCCCCCACCGGCGGAGUGUCAUCGCACCAGGGCCAAUGGUAGUCAGAGCCUGUGCAGUCCCGCUCCCUCACCCAGCUCCUCAGACAUCACCCACAAGGGGUUAUCACUAUCCCAGUUUACAGCGGAAGAAAUGAAGGCAGAGAGAUUGAGUAACUUGCAUAAGAUCAUACAGCUGGGAAUCAAACCCAGUGAGUCUGGCUGUCAUUUAUUUAUUUAUUUUUCUUUUCUUUUUUUUUUUUUUUUUGAGACGGAGUCUCGCUCUGUCGCCCAGGCUGGAGUGCAGUGGCACGAUCUCGGCUCACUGCAAGCUCCGCCUCCCAGGUUCACGCCAUUCUCCUGCCUCAGCCUCCCGAGUAGCUGGGACUACAGACGCCCGCCACCACGCCCGGCUAAUUUUUUUUUUUUGUAUUUUUAGUAGAGAAGGGGUUUCACCGUGUUACCCAGGAUGGUAUCGAUCUCCCGACCUCGUGAUCCACCCGCCUCGGCCUCCCAAAGUGCUGGGAUUACAGGCGUGAGCCACCGCGCCCGGCCCUAUUUUUUUUUUUUUGAGACAGAGCCUCGCUUUGUCGUACAGGCUGGAGUGCAGGGGUGCAAUCAGGGUUCACUGCAGCCUCCAACUCCCAGGCUCAAGCGAUCCUCCUGCCUCAGCCUCCCAAGUAGCUGGAACCACAGGUCCGCACCACCACGCCCCGCUAUUUUUUGUGUUUUUUGUAGGGACGGGGUUGCACCAUGUUGCUCAGGCUGGUCUCGAACUCCUGUGCUCAAGCGAUCCGCCAUCCUGGGCCUCCCAAAGUGCUGGGGUUACAGGCAUGCGGCCUCGCGCCGGCCCAGUCUUUCCCUCUCCCACUGCUUCCCAGGGCUUCGCCUGUCUAACCGGGCGCGGGCAGUUGUUCUGUGUCCUGGCUCAGCGCGGACCUACGCGGGGUGAUCACACAGAUGCCCCCAGCUCUCUCUACCUCCCGCGAAGGCGCUGAGCCCCCUGAUCCCUGCCCGGGCACUGGCGCAAGGUCGCCUGCGAGCGCCAGGCCUUCCUGCCCGGUGGGAGACGGGAGGGCCAGCUCUCCGGCUCGGUCUGGUUCCCGGGUCAGCCAGCAGCCGCGCCUCUUCCUCCCGGACCCGGGACCUGCCCCUUGGCCGGGCCGCGGCCGCAGCGCCCGGAGGGGCCGCCCUGCGCAUGCCCGCGGGAGGCGGGUGACCCGGGCGCGCGCUGCCCGAGGCCGGGGGGCGGUGGGGACAGCACAGGCGGGGCGGCCGAGCCGAGACCUUCCCACCCCGCCCCACGCCUGGUUGGGGACCUGACGCGCCGUCGUGAGUGGGGCGGGUGCAGGUGUCCCUGGGGGCCGGGGGCAGACACUGGUGCGGGACGACCUGCUCCCGAGGGGGUCCGCAGGCCACACCCAGAGAAACUGGGGCGCCUUCAGUCACCGCCGCGGUCCGCCCUGCCCGAGGCUUUGACCCCCUGAAUCAGCGUCAGGGCAGGGAUCCGCGUGGGGUGGAAGAGGCUGGGAAACUGGGGAGUCCCGGGCCUCCUCUGGAGCCGCCCGCCCUUGGCUGGCUGGUCCUUCUCUUCCGCGGCUCCCGCCGGGCUGGGCCCUGGGCCGCCCUCACUCCCUGCCCUCUGCAGCCUCCCUUGCGUUUGUCAUUCACUCUGCCAGGCUCUCCUCCUGCCUCCGCAUGCCCAACGAUCCGGAGAAAAACACGGACCAUGACAUCAAAAGGCCUUGGCAAAGGAAUCGUGAUUAUUUUGAUACAAGAUUCUGCACCUCAAAGGGGAUCCCUGUAGUGAGUUUUGGAAAACGUACAAAGCCUGACUUACAGUAUGCCUGUUAUCUGUGGCGUUUCAUCUGGGGAACUUACUUUUCCUUGAUAGGGUAAACUAUUCUCAUCCAGAGUAUGUCCCUCAGUCUGUAAAAGUCCAUGGUGCCCUACAUCUAUUAGGGGAGUGAAGAAGGGCAGUGGGCAUUGGAUCUGCUUCUUUGAAAGCCCCCACCUGUGUUUAGCUUCUGUUAGAGGCCUUUGAACCAGAGCAACUCCAUCUUGGGUAGGCGCUUGGUAAAAUGAGGCUGAGACCUACUGGGCUGUGUUCCCAGGCGGUUGAGGCAUUCUAAGUCACAGGAUGAGAUGAGAGGUCGGCACAAGCAGUAAAGAAGCCGCGGCCAAAACCCACCAAAACCAAGAUGGUGAUGCGAAUGACCUCUGGUCGUCCUCACUGCUACACUCCCACCAGCGCCAAGACAGCUUACAAAUGCCGUGGCAACGCCAGAAUGUUACCCUAUAUGGUCUAAAAAGGGGAGGCAUGAAUAAUCCACCCCUUCUUUAGCAUAUAAUCAAUAAAUAACCAUAAAAAUGA